This is a messenger RNA of Cladophialophora yegresii CBS 114405, 1782 nucleotides long. RefSeq lists its product as uncharacterized. NCBI's taxonomy places the organism in Eukaryota, Fungi, Ascomycota, Eurotiomycetes, Chaetothyriales, Herpotrichiellaceae. Gene Ontology annotation, molecular function: protein tyrosine phosphatase activity. Bases 1 to 1782 code for a protein of 593 amino acids. The transcript has 2 exons. The record is from RefSeq and is a predicted model, not a curated record. Gene Ontology annotation, biological process: protein dephosphorylation.
AUGCCGCAGUCGCUUACACUUACUCCCCAACAAGCUGCUGUCAAGAGGCAACGAUCCCAAGAGUUGCCGCUCAGCCCUUCCAGGCCGACAUCCUCUGGACAGGCACAAUCCAACGGCCCGCUUGGCGGGCCAGAUGACUCAGCAGGGCGCGUUAACGUGAGGAUCGCCCCAUAUCUCAACAAGACCAAAGCAAAAAUCUCGUUGGCUUUCCAAGAACUCGAGUGGAAGCAGCGAUUCCGACUUCAGCAUGGGUUCCAAAACCCUCACACCUCUCCUUUUCGGGUAGAUCGAUCCAAGACUGUCUUUGACCGCAACAGAUAUGGAAACGUUCAACCCUGGGAUGCGUCAAGGGUGAGACUGAAGAAACCCAUAGGGGGUUCUGACUACGUGAAUGCGUCUCCAAUCGUGCUGAAGAGCCGCACGGCUAAGAACGCACCGAGCGGCACAGCAACCUCCAUUCCUGCGCGCCAGUCCUCAUCGGCCUUGGUCGCUCAAAACGAAUACAGAUACAUUGCCACCCAAGGCCCGAAAGAAGGACAAUUCUCUCACUUUUGGCGUAUGGUCAUGCAAGAAACCCCGGGCGACGUGGGUGUUGUCAUCAUGCUUACGCAGCAUGUGGAGGGAAACAAGGAGAAAUGCGCCCAGUACUACCCGGUUAGCGUGGAGAACCCAACCAUAAUGUUGCCCGCUCAUGAAGGUGGUGACGAGGAUGGGGAGCCUGGGCCUGUGGAUGAUGGUGACCCUUUCUUGGACUCUCCUACAGGUAGCGCCGAUGCUGAUAGUCAUUGUGCAGAUUCUGAAGCGUCACAAACGUCGGAUGCCGCAGACGAGGACGACAAGUCUCAAGAACACGAUCCACCUGGUUCAGUCACCCUUUUAUCUUCCCACCGCGACGCCAAUAUCGGUUGCGAUGUACGGAAGCUACGGUUGACCAUUGACAAUGAGUCCAAGAUCAUCUAUCAUUACUACUUCGGUGGCUGGCCCGACUUUGCUAAACCCGAAGGUGAGGAUCGGACGGCCCUCAUUGAACUCACAAAGGUAUCGAAAGCUGUGGCCGGCGAUGCUCCUCGGAUUGUGCAUUGCUCCGCUGGAGUGGGUCGAACAGGCACUUGGAUAGCCUUGGACUUCCUCCUGCAAGAGCUCGAAGCAGGCCGACUAGUUGACUGUGACCCGUCACAAUCAGUCACAUCCACCCCACCGAACGCAGCGCAAACAAGCACCACCACCAACGGUACGCGGGGCACAAUCGGAGCUCCCAAAGCCCGUACUCCCGAACCCAAGGACGAAGAAGACGUCAUAUGGGAGACGGUCAACACGUUACGAGAACAACGCAUGAUGAUGGUCAUGAACGAGGUGCAGUACCAGUUCAUCUACGAAGUCGUGAAGGAAGCGUUCAUUGAGAAAUACGCUGAGAAGGAGACGGGACCGGUGGUCGUUGAGGUUCAGGAGCCCAGUCCAAAGGUGGCAAGGAAGAAGUCUCCUUCGGUCUUUGGUGGUAUGUAUCAGGGUACCAAGGUAGGGUCCGUGAGGGGGAACGCCGACACGGUGUCCGAGAAAGCAGAAUCCGAAGCGGAAACCGAGCUCAUGGACGGAGAGGAGACCCGGGAGGACGCGGAUAUGGACAGCAGCACCAGUGAGGAGGAAGGAGAAGCCACGAAAAGCCAAGACGUGGCAGCAUCGGUAGGACAGGAUCCUUACGCCGCUGUAGCGCCAGAGACGAUCCGGGAAGGACAGCAAAAGGUCGAGCAGAACGAGAUACGUGAUCAUGAAUUGAAACAAUAG